This is a messenger RNA of Penicillium coprophilum, 2049 nucleotides long. RefSeq lists its product as uncharacterized. The transcript has a single exon. Lineage: Eukaryota; Fungi; Ascomycota; Eurotiomycetes; Eurotiales; Aspergillaceae. Bases 1 to 2049 code for a protein of 682 amino acids. The record is from RefSeq and is a predicted model, not a curated record.
AUGCCUCAUGCUCACCACGCCGGCUUGGUGAUGCGAAACCACCUUCGUCGGGAUGUAAUCCCCCCGAAUCGAUUGCCAUUUUUGGUACCCACAACCUCCUCUAUAGCUACCAAGCUUCCAUCCCUCGUGGCGAGAGCCGAAGCAUCCACAGCGAUUACGGGAGAAAAGCCCACUAGUAAUCUGACAACGACGGUUUUGCCCGUCGUGCUCGGUGCAGGUCUUCCCAUUCUGUGCGCUAUUGUCAUCCUCAUUGUGCUUCACCGAAGGCAUGUUAAGAAACUUAUGCGGGAAGAUGCAAUGGAUAAACAUAAAUCUCUCGAUUUCGGAAUGGAUACCGUGGGGCCGGCAACUAAGAGAAAAGGCCCCCACGGAAUGCCCCCGAUGUCCGAACCCAACCAUACCAAAGGGUUGUCUCUUGACGUCGGUCCAUAUCUGAUGCCCCCGAGCCUACAAGAUUCCCCGGAUUCUCUGCGCUCCAUGUCAAUAGAUGAUGACAAAUACCGCCCGGCCACUGCCUCCAUUCGGUCAUACCCCAGGGGACAACGGGAUGAUGCAUCGAGCUUCGCGGGUUCCCGAUUUGGGGAUGAUGGCAGUUCGGGUCUCCUCCAGAAUGCGCAGAGGAUGUCUCGAUCUGACCCACCGCUGUACUCCUCCCCGACCGAAUCUCGUGGACGCAGUCCAAACCGACAAAAUGACUACCUUGGGCAAGUUCCCGGGGUGACGCACCCACCUGCCGCACAGCAACCCGGCAUAGCUAUCGGAAGUCCUAAUGGCCACAGAAUUCCCUCACCAGAGCCCCUGCCCCAUCUGGAUUCUUCAUCUGGCUUGAACUUUGGACUGGGUGAUACACAUGGCAACACGUAUAGUAACCAGAGUGAAGAGCGCCUCAACUUCCCGCUGCCUGAGCCCUCGCAUUCACGAGACUUGAACCACAGUCAGGCUCCUGCAUCAGAGCUUCCUCGUAUUUCCCUGCCGGCCAGCGAUAUCACCAGUAGUGACUAUGGGGAUGACCGCAAGUCGCAAUACACUGUCCCUGCGACCAACGUCCAUGGCACAGAAGAUGUACAGCAACAUAAUGCCCCAAGCCACGAACAGAAGCAUGCAGAACUUCCAGAGGAACCCAACAAGCUGGAUGCGGCAUAUGAUAACCGCCGCGAUACCCGCCGGAUGACUCUCGGAUUGCGCCCGUUGCCCCCAGAAGACCCCGCCGACAACCCAGAACAGCGUGCCAAUCGGAUUCGCUCCUUCUACAAGGAGUACUUCGAUGAGAGCAAGGGCGGCCAGGAGCCCACAUACUACGAGGACUUCGGGCCCGAGUUCUAUGAGAAUGGUGGUAACUCAGCUGGUUUCAUCUACGACCCAACCACCGGUGAGUAUUAUGAUGCUAGUCAUGGUGCUGCUCCAUUCGCCGAGCCGGUCACCCGUCGCGCGAUGACCCCGCCACCUCGCGCACCUCCACGCUUCCAGGGAGCUGCCCGCCACAUGGCCACCAACUCCGCUGGAGGGGGCAUGCCCGGGCCGCGCGCCUUCUCAUCUGCCUCUGGCCGUAUGCCUGGGCCACGCGGUCCCAAGAAACCGAUUCCACCUCCAUCGCCUCUGCACGUCCUUCCUACUCCUCACAUGUUGACGGAAGACUCCCUCAUGACCGCCAUGGACUUUGCCCCGGCACAUGGAUUCAAGGACCGCCGCGCGGGUCGCCCUGAGACACCCACCGGUGGCACUCGCCCUUACAUGCCUGCUGUGCGUGCCCACACACCGCUGGUCUCUUCCUUUGACGAACUCGCCGUGAUGCCCAGCCCCCACGCCCUGCGCAAGUCCGGCACGUUCACCAACCUGGACUUUGUGCCCCCACCGCGGUUCAAGAACGAGGGUGGUACUGGCAGCGAUGCGGGUAGUAUCCGCAGUGCUCGAACGGUCGUCUCUGCUCAUCACCAAAAUAAUAUCCGUAUGGGUAACUACCGUGUCAGUCGUCUGCCAGCCGAGGCGGUAGGCACUAAGGACGCCAUGAUGGCUAGUUUGCAUCCGAAGUGGGAUAUGAACAACACUUAA